Molecule: messenger RNA, 1644 nt
Organism: Candida albicans SC5314
Lineage: Eukaryota; Fungi; Ascomycota; Pichiomycetes; Serinales; Debaryomycetaceae
Exons: 1
Coding region: 1-1644 (547 amino acids)
Biological process (GO): regulation of DNA repair; DNA-templated DNA replication
Cellular component (GO): nucleus
Molecular function (GO): enzyme activator activity; ATP hydrolysis activity; single-stranded DNA helicase activity
Source: RefSeq, a predicted model, not a curated record
AUGGAAUAUGAAGAACAAACUAAAACUAAAACCAAAACCAAUAUAAAAUUAUUAUCAAAACUUACUUCAUUAUCAUUAUCAGAAGCAAUUCGUCCAACAACAUUUGAACAAUAUGUUGGUCAAGAUCAUCUUAUUAAUCCCAUCGAUGGAGCCAUUAGAAAUUUUAUUAAAUUAGGUUAUUUACCAUCAAUGAUAUUUACUGGACCUUCAGGUAUUGGAAAAACUACAUUAGCUUCAGUGAUAUCAUAUGAAUGUGGAUUACCAUUUUUAGAAUUAUCAGCAACGACAAUGACAACCAUGGAUUUAAAAACCACAAUAAUGCAAAAAAACCAAAAAAACCAAAAAAACCAAAAAAACCAAAACGUUGGGGAACAAAAAAUUGUAUUAUUUAUUGAUGAAUUACAUCGAUUAACUAAAAUUCAACAAGAUUGGUUAUUACCAUAUUUGGAAAAUGGGGAAAUUGUAUUGAUUGGGGCAACUACUAUACAACCAAAUACAAGGAUUCGUCAAGCUAUUUUAUCACGAUGUCAAGUAUUUAAAUUAGAAAAAUUGACUCGUAAAGAAAUUAAAAAAGUUUUAUGUCAAGCUAUAACUUUCCAAAAUUUAAAACGUAAACAUCUUUAUCAAUUAGGGGCAAUUGUAUAUGAUGAUGAUGAUGAAGAACAAGGAGACGGAGUAGAUGAAUGUUUUGAUUUGAUAUUGGAUAGAGCUCAAGGUGAUUGUAGAAUUGCUAUUAAUUUGAUUGAAUUAAUAAGUGAUAAUUUCCUUGAUAAUGUCAAUGAUAUAAAAUUACUGAAAAAUCAAUUACAAAAAAUUUUCCACAGUUUAAAUUAUAAUAAUAAUAAUAAUAAUUUGGGGGAUCAUAUAAUUGUUGAUGAUAAUGAUAUAAUGAGAAAUUUUAUAAAAGUAUUAGCUCAUGGUUGUUUUAAAAGUAAAAAAAUUUAUAAUAAUAAUAAGAAUAAGAAUAAUAAGAAUAAGAAUUCAUUAGAAUUUAUAUAUGAUGAUUUUAAAACUCAAAAUUUUGAAAAUCAUUAUCUUCAACAAAUGCAAGUAUCUGAUGAUAGUGAUGUUGAAACGGGGGAUAUUUAUUCUGAAGAUGAAGAUAAACAAGAAAACCUAUUAAAAAUGGAUCAACUUGAAAAAGGCGACAAAACUGAUGAUGAUGAUGAUGAUGAUGAUGCCUAUCGUCUUAUAUCAGCAUUAUUUUAUCUUAAUUUAUUAUUACAAAAAGGACAAUCUCCAAAUAUGAUAUUCCGUCAAUUAAUAUUAUUUACCAUCAAAUAUAUUGAAUGUGAUAAUUUCACAUUAAAAAAAUUAUUAUCAUUUAAAAAAGCAAUUGGUAAUAAGAAUAAUGAUACCGAACGUGUGUUAUCCAAUUGUGUUGAAUGGUUAAUGUAUCAAAAAAGAACGGUUGAUGGUAUAUAUUUAUCAGAUUAUAUUUCUUAUAUUAAAACUUAUUGUAAUAAACAAAUGGAAUUAGAUGCUGAACAAUCUUCUGGUGUUGUUGGUAGUGGUAGUGGUAACAACAUAGAUGGAGUUGAAAUUUCUUAUGAAUCUGAUGAUAUAGAAUUGGCUGAAACGUUUCCUGAAUUUCCUGAUCCUCCCAAUUCUUUAAUCGAUGGAUUUGAAGUUGAAUAUAUUUAG